AAUUUUUCUGCAACCAUAUUUAAUUUUAGCUAAUCGCCUUACUCGUUACUUUCUACUUCCUCUUCAUCUACACUCUCUAGUCUCUAUCUCUUUCUUUUGUACUUCAUUUUCCACAUUUUCAUACUCUCCCUCUUCUUUAACUUUUUGUCGAUACAUUUAAUGCGUUUCUAGAUCAUCCAUCUCUGGGGUUCACGAAAUUUCUCAGCUUUUCCUCUUACUAGAAUCGAAGAUUUGUGCUCAAGGGUUACUAAAUUUGGGUUUUAGGGUUUCUUGGUCGACGUGAUGAGUCACCGGCGAGAUUCCGGCAGCGAUGCAGUUCACGUGAGAAUUGCCAACGACCCUCCGCCGGAUAAUUGGUUUCCCAAUUCCGGCAACAAUCCCGUCUGGGCCACUGAGGAUGAUUACAACCGCGUCUGUUCAGUGAACCCCGAUGAUACGGAGUCUCCGAGCAAGAAGACACGAUCGUCCUCCUCCGAGAUCGGGAAAUCGUUCUUCAAGACGAAGCUCUGCUUCAAAUUCCGCUCCGGAACUUGUCCGUACGCCGCGAACUCUUGCCACUUUGCUCACAGCUCCGAAGAGCUCCGGCGUCCACCGCCGCCGCCCAAUCGGCAGGAGACGGCGGAGAGUGGAAGAUUGUACAAGGAAAGACAUUGCAAGAAGUUUAUGAGUGGAGAAGGAUGUCCUUACGGAGAAAGCUGUACGUUUCUACACGACGAGGCUUCAAGAAACAGAGAAAGCUUUGCGAUUAGUUUAGGUCCUCGUGGUUAUGGUGAUGCUAGCAAUGUUGCUCAGACUUUGAAACCUCCAAAUUGGAAGACAAGGAUUUGCAAUAAGUGGGAGACUACUGGGUAUUGUCCUUUUGGUACUAACUGCCAUUUUGCUCAUGGAGCUUCAGAGUUGCAUAGAUUUGGUGGAGGCCUCGUUGAAGAAGAAGGUAAGAUCGGAACAUCCACCACUCCGGACACAAUGCAGACAGGACAAGGAGAUACAGUGACUAGCCUUGUUUCUCCUGGAGUCCCGUCCCAACGGAUAUCUAGUGCCGUUACUCAGAAACCCAACGGUGUCAGAACUCAACGGAAAUGGAAAGGACCGGAUAAAAUCAGUCGGGUUUAUGGUGAUUGGAUCGACGAUAUUGAAUAACGCCACUGCAUUUUCACAGAAUUGUUGACCAAGGUAUAGCUUUUUAGAGUUGUAACUAUGUGACAGAUUUGGCUUUACCUCUCUUUUGUUCUUGUAGAUUGUGACUCAACAAAGACAAAAACUCACUCAUCUUUUUGUUGUUGUAUAAUCUUCUUCACCAAUAAUCCUAUAUCUAAUCUUGUAGCUGAUCAAACCGAACUAAAUUAUGUUUCGUACUUAUAAACCGGAUCAUCAUCGGUACCUUUUUCUUUGUUUCCAUCGGUCAAUAUUAUCUAUCAUUUUACA
Molecule: messenger RNA, 1425 nt
Organism: Arabidopsis lyrata subsp. lyrata
Lineage: Eukaryota; Viridiplantae; Streptophyta; Magnoliopsida; Brassicales; Brassicaceae
Product: zinc finger CCCH domain-containing protein 28
Exons: 2
Coding region: 283-1140 (285 amino acids)
Molecular function (GO): mRNA binding; metal ion binding
Source: RefSeq, a predicted model, not a curated record